Messenger RNA from Patella vulgata (common limpet), 1490 nucleotides. Its product is annotated as H2.0-like homeobox protein. Lineage: Eukaryota; Metazoa; Mollusca; Gastropoda; Patellidae. The record is from RefSeq and is a predicted model, not a curated record. Bases 243 to 1247 code for a protein of 334 amino acids. Gene Ontology annotation, molecular function: sequence-specific DNA binding; DNA-binding transcription factor activity, RNA polymerase II-specific. The transcript is spliced from 4 exons. Gene Ontology annotation, biological process: regulation of DNA-templated transcription.
UACUUUCAUAGCACGUGCUGACCUUCAUGUGGAUACGGCAGUUUGAAGAAAAAAAUAAUUCCGGAUUAAGUUUUAGAAAGAUUUUGAUAAUUCGGACAUUAGAAUGAAGUUGUCAAAUGAAAAUGUAUUUUAAACCUGUGAUCGUUUAAAAUUCCGGACUGUUGGAGAAAUUCAAAGGACGUUUAUUCCCCGACUUAUCCGAACACGUGGAUUUUAAGAGUGAAUUAGAAUUAUAUUUUGUGAUGUAUUUAAGUGGUUGUGUGGGGUGUAUACCCAUUCAUCCUUCCCUACCCUACUGGCCUCAAGUUUCCAAUUCACAUACCGACAUGGUGGUGUUUAAAAAAGGGCAGUCGGUCGAAGUUACGGAACUUUUACAAAGAAACGGACACUCGGGAUAUUCCGCUGUGUACAACCCAAGGAAUGUGAACCACAGUCGAUCCCCACCCCCUUCAGGACUAGCUCCACUCCGGGCUCUAUGUGCUACAGAUAUGGAUGUGUACACGUCACGUGGAUCACAGAAAACAGACGAAUCGACCACAAACAGUAAACAAUUAAAAUUUGGAAUAAACCGAAUUUUAUCAGAAGAUUUUGGAAAAGAAAAAAAUGAAAAGGAUAUCACCCCAAAAGUCUUUAGUUCUAACCAUAGCAGAAGAUUUUCUCGUAUGACGCCAAACUGUCCGUGCACAACGUCAGAAUGUUCAUCAUUGAGUCACCUUUAUUCCUCUCUAUCUUCCGUCCAUUCUAUUCAUCCAGCUAUUUAUCAUUAUAACAACGGUGCUGAUUUACUGCCAGGUCCUUAUUCCAUACUCAGUACAGAGACACAUAGUCCAAACCAACCUAAGAGAAAGAGAAGUUGGUCUCGCGCAGUCUUCUCAAAUUUACAAAGAAAGGGUCUUGAAAAACGAUUUGAGGUUCAGAAAUACGUAACAAAACCUGACAGACGACAGCUAGCUGCCAUGUUGGGAUUAACAGAUGCUCAGGUGAAAGUAUGGUUUCAAAACCGGCGUAUGAAGUGGAGACAUGCGCAACAACAAAAGGAAAAGGGUGAUGAAAAUAGUGCGACCGAAGAUGAUGACAAAGUGGCGGAUAUGACGCAAUCCGAUGAAGAUAUCAAUGUGACGGAAGAUAUCUCUGACGUCGAUUCUGAUGUAGACGAAGAGGAAACGGAAGACAGUUCUUGUUUGGACCAAGGCGUAGAUCUAUCGACAAGUGAAAUGAAAGAAAGAACAGUGGCUAUUGACAAAUAACAAAUUUAUAUCUUUUAUGUAUUAUUGUUAGUAGUAAUGGACACCCAAGUGUUAUGGUUAUAACUUCAGAUCAGACCAACAACAAAACAUGAAUUGAGUUUUGAAUCAUAUUUGGUAUGUAAACCUCAGCUGCCCCCCCCCCCCCAUGACAAUGUUUAAAUGCAAAUGACGGGGUAAAGAAUUAUUGUAAAACACGACUGACAUUUACUGUAGGUAUAUUGACAACAUAUGGAUAUAUCUUAU